Closterium sp. Naga37s-1 is the source of this 1977-nucleotide messenger RNA. NCBI's taxonomy places the organism in Eukaryota, Viridiplantae, Streptophyta, Zygnematophyceae, Desmidiales, Closteriaceae. The record is from the annotation of a GenBank genome assembly.
AUGGCGGCCUCGGUCAACGGAAUGUCGUCGUCCUCGCGUCAUGCUCUCAGCACAGCUUCACGAUUCCACCACCACCUCUACCUCGCAGCCGCUCCAGCAACGGCCCUCCUCCAGCACUCUCUGGCAGCUCUUACCACGCUAUCUCAGGCCCCUCCUUCUGUUCCCUCCGCCUCUGCACCGCCCUUGGGAACGUCUCCUGGUCAUGAAACCGCUACAGCCGGAGGUCAUACGAGCUGUUCUCCUCUGCCCGUCAGCUCCCCUUCAGUCGGCAGGCGCUUUCUGUCAACCCCGGCCUCCUUCUUUCACCCUCACCUCUCCUUUUCCGGCCGACCCGCGGGCUCUUUCCCCUCGCCAGCCGCCCUCUCCCGCCAUUCUCUCCGCUCACCUCCACGUCAUCUGUCCCCCACAUUCGCUGCAAGCGCCGCGAAUCCCGUCCUCGACCAGCCCCUCUCCUUCCGUCCCUUCUUCUCCUCUACCGGUAACAGCAGCGGCGGCGACAAAGUGGACGUCGCGUCGUCCACGCUAGCAGAUGCUGCGCGAAAGGCGGCAGGCGGACCGGCGGGAGACGCGGCGGCCGCUGCGGAGUCGCUCAAUGUGGAGAACGUGCAGAAGCUGUUUCAACAGCUGUCCACGUCAGAGGUCGCGAACGCGAUCCUGAACCUCGAAAUGGCGGCGCGGGAGAUGGUGGUGGACGCCAGCUCAGCGCUGCUGACGUCACCUGUGAUGCGGAUUCCGCUGGUGGCGGGGCCGGUGCUGUGGGGGGUGCGGAAGACAGCGCAUAAGCACUUCUGUGCGGGGGAGACGCUGGAGGAGGCGGUUGCGACGCUUGACCGCAUGCAGCAACUCGGGCUCAAGGGCAUUCUGGACUUCAGUGUGGAGGACGCGUUAGACGAUGAAACAUGCGACCGCAACAUGGACGGGUUUCUGCGCACCAUCAGAAUGGCCUCACAGCUGUCACCACCCAUGGUGAGCUUCGCCUGUGUCAAGAUCACAGCCCUCUGCCCACUUCCUGUGCUUGAGCGAGUCAGCGAGCUCCUGCGCUGGGAUCACAAACUUUCCUCUUCCUCCUCUUCCUCCACCUCCUCCUCAUCUGCCUCUGUCCCCAUGCCAUGGCGCCGGCCCUCCCUCCCCAUUCUCGCUCCCGAGUCCCCCACCUACUUCACUCCCUCCUCCGCACCUUCCCCUCUCACUCCCAGCGAGGAAGCCGCCAUCACAGCGGCUCACGAUAGACUAAGGAAAAUCUGUGAUGCCUGUGCUGAGGGCCGUCUACCCCUCUUGAUAGACGCAGAGUACCAGUCUGUGGAACCAGCGAUUGAUUACUUGGCGUAUGCGUUGAUGAUGGAGUAUAAUAAGACGGGUGUGACUGUAACAGGAGGUGGGAAGGAGGCGGGGAAAACAGAGGCAGAGUUGCCGUUGGUGUAUUCCACAGUGCAGUGUUACCUGCGGGAUGCGAACCCGAGGCUGGCUGCUAGCUUCGGCGCGGCGCAGGAGGCCGGGGUUGGGUUCGGGGUGAAGCUGGUUCGGGGGGCGUAUCUGGUCCGGGAAUCUGCCGAAGCUAAGAAGCGUGGAGCAACAUCACCAGUGCACGAGAGCAUUGAGAACACGCAUAAGUGCUAUGAUGCUUGUGCGGGAAUGAUGAUUGAUGCUGCAGGGGCGGCUGCUAAGAGGGAGUCUAAGGGGGAGAGCGGGCCUGCUGCUGGCGUGGUACUGGCAACCCACAACUAUGGAUCAGGCCGGGUGGCAGUGGUGCGAGCUGGCGGCGCAGGAUUGGCUCGCACGGAUCCUCGGCUGCACUUUGCACAGCUCAAGGGGAUGGCGGAUGGGCUCUCCUUGGGGCUCGGAUUCGCUGGCUUCAACGCAUCAAAAUAUCUUCCGUAUGGUCCCGUGCGAGAUGUCAUGCCGUACCUGCUGCGUCGCGCGCAUGAGAACCGAGGUGUGCUGGGCAACACUCGCGACGAGCGACAAUGGCUCAGGUAA